Molecule: messenger RNA, 4367 nt
Organism: Amoebophrya sp. A120
Lineage: Eukaryota; Dinophyceae; Syndiniales; Amoebophryaceae
Source: the annotation of a GenBank genome assembly
AUUUUUUCUGUGCUUGCUGCAACCAAGAAUAAACAAGCGAGACCGUAAAAAUGAUGUCCCUCGCCAGCGUCUAUCAGUCGGUGGGUUUGUCGUUCUUGGGUCAACAAGAGCCGCACGGCCACAACAGAGGAACGGCGGAGCAGCAGGGUAGGUUGACGGCUUUUAGGGAGGCAACUGGGCGAUGCAGGGCAUAACUCCGUGCUUUCCUGUGUUUCCUGGUGGCGUUUGCGUGUCGCUACUAGAGUUCCGGCUCCGGAAGUGGUGUAGGCAGGAAGGGCAAGAAGAGAAGUCUUGCUUAGGACCUGCCUUUUCUUAGGCGCCUGCUUUGACGCAAGGAAGGGCAAGCAGAGGAGGCUUGUUUGGAACCUUGUGGUUGUGCGGAGGUUGAUUAGUGCGGUAUGGAAGUAGGGGUGGCAAUAUUGCGCCUUUCUUAAGCCGGGGCUGAUUGAAGGGCUCGGCCUUCCUUCUUCUCGGCAACUCCCCGAGUUUGGCCGUUCACAGCUAAGCAGGGUGGUGCUUCGUCAAGCUCUGGCGGUGAUAAGUUGAAACACUACUCGCUCGCCAGCUAUUUACAGAUAGCACGUUUAAACAGCUACAGCUACUCGCUCGCCUGAAGAAGCGAGCACCCGACUGAUUUCUCUUUGCUGAAGAAAGUGGAACUGGUACUGGUACUGGAAGAACCGAUCCGAGCUCUUCAGCUUCCUUCCGCUUUCUUGUAUACCGAUUCGGCGAGUACUCCUUUGAAAAUUUUUCUUUGGAUGCCAUUUGCAUUUUUUUCAGUCGAUGACAUUUCUGGAUCAUUACAAAUGCACGGACUCAUAAUUAAGACGCAACAUUCGACGUCGGCCUUUUCGGGUUUCUGAGUUUAUUCUCGAAGUAGAUCACGUCAUCCAGACGCACUUUUCAUUUUUUUUGAAUUCUACUUCUUCAAUACUCAGUCACUCUGUACAGAGUUUGUUUGAUUUACUCAGGUAGGCUUUUACUUUCAGAAUACAAACUACGUUGCUCCUCCGCAUCAAUCUUCUGGGCGCCCUGUUCGCAAACUCUUGCUGCGCUGUGACAGAAACAGACAUGACCUCGCUAUUACCAGCUAACGAUCGUUUGCACCAUCUCUUGUUCCUCUUUUUCGCUUGCUACAAUGCACACGACAUGGAAAAUGAGUGAACCGGGGAAAGAAUAAAUGCGGUCUGAAACGUCGUGGAGUAGUAUUUGAUACCAAAGUGGAAACGUGCUGUCCAAAGGAACCUGUGCCGGGGGAGCACGCCGGUUGUCCUCACACAAGCAUGUUGAGUCCGCUGAAGCCGGUCGCAAACACGUCGGCGUUGCAGUAUGACUACGCCCGCGGUUUGCCAUGGAUGGUCCUGCUUAUGUUUCAGUUCGCGGUGCAACCAAUCGUCACACAGCACCUCUCGGGAGGUAAGUCAAAGAUCUCUGUGCGACGCGCUGUGAGUACUAAAGAGAAUGAAAAAAAGUCAUAUUCUUUGCUGGGCACGUGAUCUGUGUUUCGACCUUGAUCUGAUCGUAAUACGCAACAUUGGUCAUUGUUGGCAGCGGCAAGAAAGAGAAACGAAGGAAUAAACCAUGCCCAGAUUACGCCCGCCGCGACCCUGUGGUGAAUCCACGCGUGAUGGUUCUGUUGACCGAGGGUUCCAAAAUUUUUUUUUCGCUUGCGGGACUCGCCGUUAUCGGGAAGUUCAAAUCCAGCAUGCGCUCGCUGUCGUGGGAAACGUCAGUGGUGCCCGCUUUCAUUCCCAGCGUAAGCUACAGCCUGCAGAACAUAUUCAUUUACCUCGCUAUGCUCAGCCUGGAUCCGGUCGUGUCAAAUCUACUCAACCCGACAAAAGUGGCAUUUACCGUCUUUUUUACGUAUUUCAUCCUUGGCCGCCGAACAAACGCCCGAGAAAUGGUAUUGUAGAUUUUUCGUAUUCUACAUCUACUAGCUUUUGCAUAAAGCUAUUGGCGCAGCUUAUGGUGUUUGUGUCAAGCUCAGUGUCUCGUACGUAAAUGAAGUGAUGUAGAUGAUGAGGUGCAAGACGUGCUUCGUUGGACCUAGAAGCAGAAGGAAUAAGAAAAUGAAUUUAGUAGAAUUCGCAACACUUAGGUCGCCGUUCUGCUGCUUUUCUGUGCCGUCGUCCUUCUUAGGCUUACGGAAGCCGGCUCGUCGACGCCGAACCCACGGGACGCUGAGCUUGGAGUAUUUACGCUCGGAUUCGUAUAUGCCCUCGGCGCUGCAUUUUUGUCGGGCUUUGGCUCUGCAAUGUGCGAACGGUCCAUGUUGCUGACCUCGAAAUCCUCGGUGAGCACUCAACCGAAAAAGUUGUUUUCAGGGAACAACUACAAUAAAGAUGGCAGAAGCGACGCCACGACCGAAGCAGGCACAGACCACGAAAGCAAGACUGAUGCAGAAACCUCCAAGCUGCAGGGCACAACGGCAGGGAGCGCAGCUGCCACAUCGAGCCAAGACUCCGAGAAGGAGAUGCACAGCGACAGGAAUAAUUCCGUGACAGGACCCUCAACUACGUCACCGGGAACAACAGUUUACAAGUUGCAAUCCAAUGCGAAGACAAGUCGAGACCGGAAUCGCACUCCAGGAGAAAAUCGAAGCAAGACACGAAAAACUGCUGCUGGCACUGCUUCAGAAGCGAGUGCUUCGGCGACGAGCAGUAGAGCUGCAAGUAGACCGAAGGAGAUAAGCACAACCACAGGAACAAGUGAUUCGACAUCUUCUACUCCCAGUCCUGCACCACAAGGCAAGAAGAACGCGUAUCUGUUCUCGCUGGAGCUGUCGUGUGCGACUUUUUCGCUGACGGCUUUACAAAUCCUCGGAGUGUACGCCUACGACCUGCUCUGGCUGCCUCCACAAGACAGAAUGGCGCUAUUUCCAUCCAUAUCCAGUGCAAAUGAAAAUAUGUCUGGGUCUGGAAACCUGGUGGAUCAUUGCGCCACGACUUUUUUGGUGAUGCAGCACAGAUUUUGCAAUUGCAGGAAUGCGAAACAACAAGCAUCAGAGGGGGUAAGUAGCUGCUCUUUUCCAGACCCAGACAUAUUCGCAGUCGAUAAUCCAAAACCGUGCACAUUCCGGAGCUACUAAGCUGCGUGCCGCUGCUGUUGCAAGCGUCUGGUGGGAUCGUGGUUGGACAGGUACCUACUUACUACUCAGAAAGUCGUAUUGCAGGAGCUACAAAGCGCCGCUGGUAUCAUGGACGAGGCGGGUAUGCUUAGCUUACACAUAAUAUGCGAGAAGUAGAUGAGUCCAAAAAUUGAAAGCUAAUAAAUCGGCAUCUAGUUGUAGCACUAUGAUUUAUGUUUAUCGUAUUAUGUAUGCGUUCCUUUUUAUCCCACGAAAAAACUGUUUCACUGUGAUGACUUUGCAAGAUCUGCAUCACAAAUUAGUUACACAUGACACUCAAAAUUUGUCAUGCGCGCUUCCCAAGGGAAAACACGCUUGCAAAUCCAGUGUCUUGCAGGUGUAGCAAGACAAAUAGUUCUGUGUCCCAUUUUCUGCAUCACAAGUUCACACUGAAACAGUUUUUUCUUGCGAUACUUUUUAGGUGACCAAGUACGUCGGCGGCGUCGCGAAGGGCUUCACCAUCGUAUGCGGCAUCGUGCUGACGGCGGUUCUGAACGUGAUGCUGCAAGGGAGGUACCCGUCUCAGCCUCUGGUGGGUGCCGUCGGCUUGGUAAUUCUCUCGGUGUAUCUGCAGGCCACCGCCGCAUCUCGGCCAGGACCAGCGAAACUGAAGCAAGCGUGAGCUGGAGGUGUAGUCGUUGUUGACCCAUCUUCGCGAAUCGCUAGUUUUUAAGUUGAUGGAAACUAAACGUCAUGGCUGCGAGCUGUCAUUCUGCAUCUCCUUCUUCAUUGCUCGCAAGAGCAAAAAUCCCUUCAAGCAGGCUGCUCGGCUUCGGGAGCAGACCCAAUAGUAAAGCGAAAAGACACUUUGUACUGACGUCGCGUUAGCAUCAGCGUGCUGGCGAUAAAAUCCACAACGGUGCAGCACUUUUGGGAGUCUCUCCAAUAAGUAGAAUGUCUACAUCUAGCUCUAGGUUUCUACGGGCUGUGAAGCGAGUAGGCCGAAACAAGAGUGAGAAAAGUGAGUUGCUGAAUUUGCCUCUGCUAUCGACUAGCUUGUUGCACAGCAAGCAUGUUGUUGUUUGAGUGCAUCAAGAGUAUUGCUGAUCAUAGGGUGCGCAGUCCUCUCGUCAGUCAGACAUGCACAUAGAAACCGUUGUCACAGCAAGGCUUGAAUUAUGCCUAUUCGAAAAAUAUACAGAAGCAGAACGCCUUCUUCCCCUGCAGUGCCUCCCUGUGGCGUGAGAGACAUAUCUAGAUUUCUGAGCUUCAUCGUUAUCGUAAUGCAUAAACUUCU